AUGUCGCGUAUGUCCGGUGGUCUGCAGUACAUGGGACAUACUAGCCGCGACUUGGUAAACAAGAAACAAAAGUUUGCCAGAGAAGAGUCCCAAGAUGACGUCAAGAAUCUUCUGGAUUUCUUCGAGAAUAUGCAGAAGAUAAACCCAGAGUUUUUCUAUGAUUAUGACGUUGAUGCAGAUAACCGUGCAGCAUUAAAAACUACCCUCCCAGAUACUCUGCAUAAGUUGUGUCGGUGGCAUAUCAUGAAGAAGUACAAAGACCACCUCGCCUUGCUGUAUAAGGCGCACGAGAAACUCAAGGAUGACCUCAAUGCGGUGCUGAACCACCCACUAAUGCCGUCAGAAUUUGAACGAGCAUGGAAUGACCUCAUUCAGAGAUACAACUUGCAAGACGAUGAAGUGAUGAAUGACCUGUGGGAUGACAGGCACGAGUGGAUCUCGGCUUACUACAAGGAAAUUUUCUGUGCUCGGAUGACUUCCACGCAGAGAAGCGAGAGCAUGAACCGCAUACUGAAGAAAAACUUUGUCAAAGAGAAGCAUGAUCUCCAUCUGUUUGCUCAGCAGGUGGACAAGUGCAUUAAAACCAGGAAGGCCGUAGAGCGCGCAGAGACAGUAGCAAAUGAGUCAGAGGUAAAGACAACAACCCAGUUUGGGUUCGAAGUUCAGCUAUCAAAAGUGUAUACACGGGCAGUGUUUGCAGAUUUCAAAGAAACACUCUAUCGUAGCACUGCAUUAAGAGCAGAACGGUGCCCCGAGAACCCGACAAAGUAUCUCGUACACCACUACAACAGAUCGGAUGCAUUUGACUGGGCAAGGCAUAAUUUCCAAGUGGUCGCCGAUGAAAAGAAAGGUGUCUACGAAUUUCUCCAAAGUCUUACCAGGAAGUUCACUAUAUGUGUGCAAGAAGUGCAGUACAUGCUCAAAAUGAAACACAAGAGAAGCACUUUCGCGCAGUGCACAAAAGCAGAAUUAGUGAACCUGAUGUAG
This is a messenger RNA of Aegilops tauschii subsp. strangulata, 987 nucleotides long. The record is from RefSeq and is a predicted model, not a curated record. NCBI's taxonomy places the organism in Eukaryota, Viridiplantae, Streptophyta, Magnoliopsida, Poales, Poaceae.